This is a messenger RNA of Durio zibethinus, 3206 nucleotides long. RefSeq names its product putative serine/threonine-protein kinase PIX13. Gene Ontology annotation, biological process: protein phosphorylation. Gene Ontology annotation, molecular function: protein kinase activity; ATP binding. The record is from RefSeq and is a predicted model, not a curated record. Lineage: Eukaryota; Viridiplantae; Streptophyta; Magnoliopsida; Malvales; Malvaceae.
CGGCAGUUGACCAAGGAUACCGUUCCAGUCUGCAUUAUCCGCGAAGAAGCUCUCUCAGCAAUGUCGUUUGCCAACAUCCAAUGACUCGGUCUUAAUGUCUUAUUUUAUUUAGUAAUUUAAAACAUGCACUUUGAUUUUAUUUUUGGGCAGUUUUUUUUUAUUGUUGUUUCCAUUGUCAAAGUUUAGUUGCUGAAUUUGGUUGAAUUACAAAAACCCAAGCCAGGGACUUGGCCAGUUAGUGGAAACAGAAACGGAGAAUUCAAGUCAGUUGAAAAGAUCAAAUAACAGCUAAGAAAUACAAAAGUACCCUUUUCUUUAUGGUUGAAUUGACAAAAAGAUUGGCUGAUCAAAGCCAGAAAGCUGAAUUUUUUUGUCAUUAACUUGUUGAAAGACAUCUUUUUUGCUUGGAUAUUGUGUGUUCUGCAAAAAAAAAAAAAAUCUGAUUUCUGUGUCUGGUUAUGCUCCAACAAGGAGUAUAAGGGAAGGAGAGAUAUUUGAAGAUGGGAAUUUGCUGGGGUUCUCCAGCUGGUAAUCCAACACCAAGCACCACUGGUCAUCUCAGUUCAGUGAUAUCUCAGACAACUAGCAACACAGCAUCUUCUGGAACUUCUAGGGGCAGUAACAUCUCCCGGGACAGCCGGUUCUCAGCUUCAAGUGGCGAUGAGUCUUCUCUAAAUGGGCAGAUUUUGCCCACUCCUAACCUAAGGAUCUUCAGUUUUGCAGAACUGAAGUCUGCAACUAAGAAUUUUAGGCCUGACAUGGUACUUGGGGAGGGAGGUUUCGGAAAAGUCUUCAAAGGUUGGCUUGAUGAGAAGGCACCAGGGAAGAGUGGAAGUGGAACCCUCAUUGCUGUUAAAAAAUUGAAUUCUGAGAGCUUGCAAGGAUUUGAGGAAUGGCAGUCAGAGGUAAAUUUCUUAGGAAGGUUGUCUCAUCCUCACCUUGUAAGGCUGCUGGGAUACUGUUGGGAGGAUAAAGAGCUUCUUCUUGUUUACGAGUUCAUGCAGAAGGGUAGCUUGGAAAACCAUCUAUUUGGAAGGGGUUCUACUGUUCAAUCACUUGAAUGGAAUGUAAGGCUUAAAAUUGCAAUAGGAGCAGCAAAGGGCCUAUCUUUCUUGCACACGUCAGACAAAAAAGUAAUUUACAGAGAUUUCAAAGCUUCAAAUAUACUACUUGAUGGGUCUUAUACUGCCAAGAUAUCGGAUUUUGGGUUGGCCAAAUUUGGUCCUUCAGCUAGCCAAUCACAUGUAACAACAAGGGUCAUGGGUACAUAUGGUUACGCAGCUCCAGAAUAUGUGGCUACUGGACAUUUAUACGUAAAGAGCGAUGUGUACGGUUUUGGUGUUGUUUUAGUUGAAAUAUUAACAGGCUUGCGAGUGCUUGAUCCAAACCGCCCAAGUGGGCAACAUAAUCUGGUGGACUGGGUAAAACCAUAUUUAUCCGAGAGAAGAAGAUUGAAGAGCAUAAUGGACCAUAAAUUGGAGGGAAAAUAUCCUUCCAAAGCUGCAUUUCGAAUAGCCCAGCUUGCUUUAAAAUGUCUUGCACCUGAACCGAAGAACCGUCCAUCAAUGAAAGAAGUUAUAGAGACUUUGGAACAGAUUGAGUCGAUCAAUGAAAAGCCAAUAGAGCGAAGAAAUCGUUCUGCUCAUCACACAACACGCAGGCAUGGCCAGCAGCCGUUGCACCAUCGAUCUCCACUUGCUCCAAAGCAUGAAGCAGGUCAUGCCUAUCAGAACCCUCCACAGGUGAGGUAAGUUGGGACAUCCGUCCAAUUGGUUGCAGGUCUCAAAAUUAACGUGCUAAUUGUUUAGCAAAGAUUUCCCAUUUCUUUAUUUUUGUAUAUUUUUUUUAGAAUCUAUGAGUUUAGUUUUUGCAGUGUGACUUAUGUUGGACAUAUAACUAUGAUAGUCAUUAAAUUGUAAUUAUUUCAAUAAGUACAGCGAGUUGUGGUUGAUAUCUUGUUAGAAUACUUUUAUCUGCGCUUUUGUGCUGUUUAUCAAUCACAAACAGUAGAGAUAAAAACUGAAUAUUGUAAUGGGAUCCUAAUGAUGAGACCUGCCUAUAUUUUUAGUUUUAUGGUCAUUGAGUAUUAUAUUGCUUGUCAUUUUGCAAGUAUUUUCAGUGAUAAAGAAAGUUGUAGGCUUUGUCUCAGCAGUGGUUUUGGUAAAUUGAGAGGACUGUAAAAAACUGUUGACAUUUUUACAGUUCUUGCUGUUACUCACAAAUCCUUCUUCCAUUCCAAAUAAAACUAGGAUUGUCAGCUAGCUGAUAAUCUUUCUGCUUCUUUUUGUAAUAAGAAACAUCAUAAGUAACAAAAUGUUCGGUAAAUCAUUCACUGAGUGAUUUUACAUCAGUAGAUGAAGAGGCAGGUACCUGGGAAAACUUUUAUCUUUUCUGAUUUUAUUGCUUAAAAUGGUAAAGAACAAGAGAUGCUGGUUACUUUGCAGCAGAGAAUUGCAAGUUCUGUCUGCAAGAAACUGAGUAUUCCUUUCUGGAUUAGCUCUGAAGCAGUGGUUGGUUAGUUUAUGCUUGGUUUAAGGUAAGUUCCUACAUUUUACCUGAACCUGGGUCCUGUGGUUUUACUUAACAUUUAGUAGCAGUUUGCCGUUGACAGUUACCACCACUAUUUGUGAUUUAGUCUUGCUGUAAAAAAAAAAACGGUUAAAGUUUGUUAAAUUUGUCACACUCGCUUGUAUAAAAAGCUUCAGAACCUUGUCACCUCUAUUUAAACUUGUUAUAAUACCUAAAUAAAUCCUCAAACUUUACUCUAAAAUGCAAAUAAGCCCUCACAGGGUGGAAAUUCAGUCCAAAUCUAUUUGGUACCAGUAAGACUUUUCCGAUUACAGAUUAAUACCCAUCUCAAAGGCAAAAAAAAUGCAGCAAAAUUGCCAACAAACAUGAGGUCAGCAAUACUGAUUUUUUAAUGAAAAUCCACGGGAAUCACGCUUUCCAACGUUAAUCAGGAGGCACUCACAUCUCCGUAAAAUAAUCACCUAGUGAGUUGUGACCGGUUUUAACAAAACAUGCUAAGCAAUACAAGAAUCCAAUGGUGCUCUCAAUGCUGGUGGGUUCAAUUCCAUGCCUUUCCUGCAGAUGUUUUUCUGGUGUGCAACUUUGCUGUUGGUUUUGACGCCCACUUAUCUCCUGUCUUUUUCAGCUAAAUCUUUACUGUUGCUCUUAACAUGCAUUACAAACCUUAACUUCUUGUG